Molecule: messenger RNA, 2045 nt
Organism: Linepithema humile (Argentine ant)
Lineage: Eukaryota; Metazoa; Arthropoda; Insecta; Hymenoptera; Formicidae
Product: bone morphogenetic protein 2-like
Cellular component (GO): extracellular region
Molecular function (GO): growth factor activity; cytokine activity
Source: RefSeq, a predicted model, not a curated record
AUAUUAAAUUUCUGGUGUUAAUAAUCUUGUUAUGUGUGUUGAAAUAUUGUUUACAAUUAUACCAGGAAAGUGCUAUCAAUUUCCUGCUGCUGUUAUCUGAAAUUCUUCAACAGCUAGAGAGAUACCGACGAGUGUCGUGGUGCAGAAUACUGUUGCUGGCAAGGUAAAUGAAUACGUAGGAUCGCUCGGUUGAGUGGUAGUCUGCGGUUGAUAAGAGGAUUCCAGGCGGUAACUUCGAACGUCCCUAUUGGUGGCUAUUUGGAGAGAACGGUCCUUCAGCCGGAGCAUCCAACUCUGAAGAAUCCGAUGUUCGCAGUUCAAAGUACAACAUCAGUAUCGUUCGAUCGUUCCUCUGGGAACUUUGCAUCCGAUUCGAAAUUGAAGGUGGUUUGGUUAAAAAAGCAGUUACCACAAAAGUGCGUUAUCCCUUAUUCUGUUAAAAGAAAAGAAUAAAAAUUAUGUACAUUUAUUAAAUAAUCGUCAUUAUUUUUACAAAUAUUAUCAUUUUUGCACAAACUAAAAAUAAAAAAAAAUUAUUUUAAGUGUAAUAUCUCAUAGUAUAUUGGAAGAAAAUUUGAACACAUACCUUUACUCAAAGGAAGAGGAAUGGUUUUGCAGUGAACUUUUGUUAAAUAGUUAUAACUUCUUUUUUAUAAAUGUGUGAUUUAUAAGUUUUACCUAAAUUGGAAAUUGCAUUCAAUAAAAUAAACCUGAAAUCAUUGCAUAUAUAUCUGAAGUCAAUCAAAUAUAUCUAAAGUGCAAGGAAAUUUCUCAUUAUUUUAUCCAAGUUUUUCUAUAAAUUAUAUGGCCAGUGCAAUUCAUAAAAUUCCUUAAAAUGCAACAGGAAUUUAUCAUGCGAGGCCCAAAGUAUUGGUUGCUGCUGGUCGCGGGUACAUUUUUCAUCUGUUGUUUGUGGAAGAUCGGAUCGAUCAGCCGCUGGAGCUCCAAUAUGCGCGCAAAAGCAUUGAUCCAUUUCGAUCUGUCGAUUCCAUCGUCGCCGUCAUCGACACCGCGUCGUCCUCCUUUCGACAGAAUCAAUGCGAGACUCUCGCGCGACGCUGCCCGCCGGAAACACCGGGGAACUCUAUCGAGAUACAUGCUGCAAUUGUACCAUCGCCGUCCGGACGCUGACAUCGUCCGGGCUAUCCAGCCAGUGCACACUUCUGGUCCUCUCUGCGACGGCGGAAGGAUCUUGGAGUUUACGAUUCCAUCCGUCGACGCGGACGAAACGCUUGAAGCCGCAGAGUUGCUCGGAAUAGCCGGCGCGAUAGUCAGAGUGCGAUCGUUAAACGAUCUGCCGGUGAGGAACAGGAGCGAGGAGAUCCUGAAGUCGAGGAAGGACGACGCUUGGCGGGCCUUUGAUGUCACGUCCGUCGUCGCCGACAAGAAGAGCGACAUCGUCAAGCUCUAUGUUCACGGCCGACUGACUUAUCAUCCUUACGGCGACAGUCCAAUUCUGCUGCUGAACUAUAGUAAGACGAGAAGGGUUCAGCGUCGUCGUCGAUCGACGGAGGAUCAGGAGGAACGCUGGAAAGAGGAUAUUCCGCGUAGACGACGCCGUAACAACUGCCGCCGGCGUCCGAUGUACGUGGACUUCGCGCUGAUCGCCUACGACGAAUGGGUGGUCGCACCACCCGGAUACGAGGCUUAUCAAUGCUCCGGCAAGUGCUUCUUUCCGUUCAGCGAUCAUCUUAGCCCGACGAAACACGCGAUAGUGCAAACGUUAGUGCAUAGCGCUCUUCAAACUAAUGAGGACCUCAACAGCAACAAGUUCGUCAGCAGAGCCUGCUGUGUUCCUACUAGAUUAGCACCCACGAGCCUGCUUUAUCUGGAUGCGAGUGGCACAUUGACUUAUGAAUACGGUUACGAAGACAUGGUCGUCUCCGAGUGCGGUUGCCGCUGACGGAUAGAAAUGAUGAAUAGUUUUCGUUUUUUAUUAUAACAGAACCAGAGCGCUUAUCUAUGGCGCAGAAAAAUUAGCAUAUUCUCGAGAUAAAAAAUGUAAAAUAUAAAUACAGUUAAACCUCGAUAUAACAGACCUUGAA